UACCCCUUUCAUUGCCGGAGGGAAGAGGGUUCUUUCCAUUUAGCUGAGGUUAGCAAAAUUGUGGAAAAGAAUCAUCAUGGCGAAAUUGUAUCUUUCCCUCCUGUUAACAUGUUUGGCGGUGAUCAUACCUACAUUAGUGCAUGCCAAUAUGAAAGAGGAAAGCUCAUACUGGGAAAAGCAGCUUCCAGUGCUUAGUGAUUCAUAUUGGAAGGAAAAAGCAGAAAUUGCUGCAAAGGCAAACGAAGAAGCUUAUACUCCUGAUCCUUAUGCGGUAUCCGGCAACCUGACUUCCACUAUUAGCGAAAUGAUAAUUGGUGGCAAGAAAGGAAGAAGGAAUCUCCGAGGACGUAAAACAGCUGGUCCAUGCAUGGCUACAAACCCCAUUGACAGGUGUUGGAGGUGCGAUCCUAACUGGGCAAACAAUCGCAAGAAGCUUGCAGAUUGUGUGCAGGGUUUCGGAAGGAAGACAACCGGUGGAAAGGCUGGUCCUUUCUAUGUGGUAACUGAUCCCUCAGAUAGUGACAUGGUGAAUCCACGUCCAGGUACCCUUAGGCACGCAGUUACAAGAAAUGGUCCUUUGUGGAUCAUUUUUGCUCGUAGCAUGAACAUUAGGCUCAACCAAGAGCUCAUAAUGACGAGCGACAAGACCAUUGACGGUCGAGGAGCUGAUAUUGUCAUUGCUAAUGGGGCUGGUAUUACUAUCCAGUACAUCAGGAAUGUGAUCAUCCAUGGGAUCAAAGUUUUUGACAUUGUGGUUGGUAGUGGUGGACUUGUUAGAGAUUCUGAGAACCAUUAUGGUCUAAGGACAAUGAGUGAUGGGGAUGGAAUUUCAAUUUUUGGCUCCAGCAAUAUUUGGAUUGACCAUGUUUCCAUGAGAAACUGCAGAGAUGGACUCAUUGAUGCCAUUAUGGGAUCCACUGCUAUUACCAUCUCCAAUAGCCAUUUCACAGAUCACAACGAGGUAAUGCUGUUUGGUGCAAGUGAUGGAUAUGAUGCUGAUCAGAAAAUGCAGAUCACAGUUGCAUUCAACCACUUCGGUAAGAGAUUAAUCCAAAGGAUGCCAAGGUGCAGAUUUGGUUUUAUCCAUGUGGUUAACAAUGACUACACUCACUGGGAAAUGUAUGCCAUUGGUGGUAGCAAACAUCCUACCAUUAUCAGUGAGGGUAACCGAUUCAUAGCCCCUGACAACGGCUAUGCUAAAGAGAUAACAAAGAGGGAGUACUCACCAGAAUCAGAGUGGAAAAACUGGCAAUGGAGAUCAAUCAACGACGUGUACAUGAACGGAGCAUUUUUCAGACAAGGUGGAUCUGAGCUGACUAACAGACCAUUCUCAAAGAAGGACAUGAUCACAGCUAAGCCUGGAGCUUAUGUGGGAAGGCUUACUCGUUAUUCAGGCAGCCUUAAAUGCAUAGUGGGGAAGCCUUGUUAACCUUGAAGAUUCCCUUCCUGAAAUCAAUUAUCAUUGAUGCACAAAUGGCUUUUGGCAAAGGAGAUCAAGAAAGAUGUGUCAUCUGAAACAAUGCAACUAUUUUUUCUUGUGUGCUUUUCCUCAGUUUUAAAUUAAAGAAACAAAAGUGAAAAAAAAAAUCUUGGAAAAUAUGUAAAGAUCAUUACAAAACUGUGUAUCAUUCCACAAUCUACAUAUUCUUUGAAAAAAAUGUAAAAAAAAAAAACAUCACAAAAUUGUUUCUCCACAAUCAACAUAUUCUUUGACAUAAA
This is a messenger RNA of Cicer arietinum (chickpea), 1719 nucleotides long. Its product is annotated as probable pectate lyase 3. Gene Ontology annotation, molecular function: pectate lyase activity. The record is from RefSeq and is a predicted model, not a curated record. NCBI's taxonomy places the organism in Eukaryota, Viridiplantae, Streptophyta, Magnoliopsida, Fabales, Fabaceae.